Molecule: messenger RNA, 489 nt
Organism: Priapulus caudatus
Lineage: Eukaryota; Metazoa; Priapulida; Priapulimorpha; Priapulimorphida; Priapulidae
Product: acylamino-acid-releasing enzyme-like
Exons: 5
Coding region: 1-489 (162 amino acids)
Molecular function (GO): serine-type endopeptidase activity
Source: RefSeq, a predicted model, not a curated record
AUGUGGGGGUUUUUUGCAGCAAUCAUAGGGAAGGACGAUCAGUCCGUGCGUACGCCGCGCUUCAGUCCCGACCUUCAGAAACUCGUCUACCUAGAGAACGUGGCGAGGGGUCCAGACACCAGGGCCAUGAAACUGAUGAUGUUUAACUGGGUGACGAAGAAGUAUUCUACGAUCAUCGACAUCGUCAUGAAACCUACAGCAGAGUCAGGGUUUCCGGGGAUCUAUCCAGUCUACGUGGGGCUCCCGAAGCUGUGCUGGGCGAGCGAUAGCGAGCGAGUCGUCUUCCACAGCAGCUGGGGCAGCAGGAAGGAACUUGUCUAUGUUAGCGUGAAGAGCAAAGUGAUAAAAAAGAUAUCCCAGAAAGAGUACGGGUCAUCGGAGCUGCUGGCGAUACAGAAUGACUGGAUGGUUGUCUCCUGUUCUUCCCCUAACAGACCUCCGAUCCUGGUAGGUUCCUCUCUCGAUCUAACAGACCUCCGAUCCUGGUAG